Molecule: messenger RNA, 2846 nt
Organism: Chlamydomonas reinhardtii
Lineage: Eukaryota; Viridiplantae; Chlorophyta; Chlorophyceae; Chlamydomonadales; Chlamydomonadaceae
Exons: 7
Coding region: 248-1882 (544 amino acids)
Biological process (GO): transmembrane transport
Molecular function (GO): transmembrane transporter activity
Source: RefSeq, a predicted model, not a curated record
GAUCCUCGCCAUGUGUUUGGGACCACAGGUACACGGAGCCGAAGAUGCGCGUGACGUGAGGAGGGCGAAGGGGUUUUUGGCGCCAUCGGCCACCCUCACCAAUCUGGGGUGAAACUGGGCGAGGCCACACAGGCCAGCGACUUCACGAAACGGCAACAUUCAGUAUUUAAUAAUAUCUCGUAUUUAUUGCAAGCAUUGCUAUGUGCGCUGUUGAGCUGGACGCUCCGAUAAGAAGUGCCGAGACGAAAUGACCGCACGCGUUACCAGUCUCAAGGACUAUCCAGCGUGCCUAUGCAACAACCUGACGUAUUUCUGCAUAUGGCUAGCGGAUUGCGUCAUCAAGGGCGGAAACUGGUUCACCUUCAUAUCUGCAUACUCGGUUAUCGCGCAGCUGCGGCCGAAUGAUGCCGCCACGCACACGGCGCUGUUCCUCAUCUGCCGCCGCGUGCCGUACCUGCUUCUGUUCCCCGUGACGGGCCUGGCAGCGGACCGGCUGAACCGUGGGGCGCUGCUGGUGGCCGUAUGUCUGGUGGAGGGCGCGGUCAGCUUCACUUUGCCGCUGGUGCAGCAGCAGCAGAACAUAUGGCUGCUGUACCCGCUCAUAUUCUGCCAGUACUGCGCCCAGGCCUUCUACGACCCGGCGCGCACCGCCACGCUGCCCAGUGUGGUGCCGCGGCCGCUGCUGCACGUGGCGGGCACACUGGACUUCCUGGGGUACAGCCUCAUGGCGCUCACAGCCGCAUCGGCGGCGGGCCGCACCGCUGCGGUGUACGGUCCAAUCUUGUGCUUCCGGGUGGAGGGCGUGGCGUUCGGCCUGGCGGCGCUGCUGCUCAUGCGGCUGGCGCUGCAUGGGGCCGGGACAAAGAAGCCAGGGGGGCGGCAACACCCGCGCAGUAGAGCGGUCAACAGCAGUGGAGCAGGGCCAGGGGGUAGCACCGGGAGCAAGGGCGCCGGCAGCUGGGACGCCGAGCCGCCGCCCGAGCUACAGCCGCUGCUGGAGGAGGGGGAGGCGGACGUGGAGAUAUUGGGGCUGGCAGCGGGGCGCCGGGUGGAGUCGGCGUCGCUAGGGCUGCUGGAGGAGGUGGAGGAGCCGGCCGGCUGCGGUGGCUGCGGCGCGCUCGCGUACCUGUCGCAGCGACAGAACUGGGACGUGGCCAUGACGGUGUGGGUCAAGGCCACAGGCGCCAUGGUGUGGGGCGCCGCAGACGUGCUGAACGGAAGGUUCUCGGCCCAGAGCUGCAUGCAGUCGCUGGGCGGACCCGACCAGACUCUGGGCUUCAUCCUAGCGGCGGUGGGCGUGGGCUGCGUGGUGGGGCCGCUUUUCGUCAACUCCAUCACGCCGGGCGUGGCGCGCUGCUGGCGCAUCUCGAUCGCCGCGGCUUUUGGGCUACUGGCGGCGGGUUACGCGGUCAUGGCGGCUGCCAGCAGCAUAAUGUGGAUCCUACCAGCAAGCUCGAUCCGUACGGCAGGCAGCACCAUCAUCUACAUCCACUCCUUCGCCAUCCUGCAGCACCGCCUGCACGAGGGCAUCCGGGGCCGUGUGUUUGCGGUGGAGUUCGUGCUGUUCACCAUCUCGGAAGCUAGCUCCUCACUGGCGGCGGGCUGGGCGCUGGACGGACUGGGGUGGAGCACGCACCGACUCAGCGCCACGAUUGCGUGCGUGGCAACGGGCUUCAUGGCGAUGUGGGGGUUGCAGGCCUGGCUAAUGUGGGGCUGGAACAGCGGCGCGGCGGACGAACACUCCGAACACAGUGCGAGUCACCGCCCGCACCAACGUGAUGAAGGACACGGCGGAGGCGCGGCCGUUGCCAAGCCACCAGAGUCGGCAGGCGGUGGUGGUGACGAGCACUUGCCACAGGGGCAGGAGGUGUCGCGUGCAUGAGCGAGUUCAUGUGGCCCGCUCACCUACCGUUCAGCUCCUUGCCUACAGCCAUAGCAUGCAGUUCUGGACGUCGCAGGUAGCUAGGUUGAGGACAUGCUUGGGGUGUGGGAGUGAUUACAGGGCCAUGAAACCAGCGAACGUGACAAUCAGUGCAUUUCGUGUGUGCGUUUUGCGAGCCUGAGCCUGAGCGCUGAGUGAUUCAACUUAUGCACCUGCAAGUUUCAUACCAAUGUGCGCUAAAGAGGAGGCAUAUCCGUGUGUGUGCGUGUGCCCGUGUUGUUAUGGUAGGGCACCAGGAGGUGGUGCGGACAAGUCAUGACAUGCACUGCCCGCCUUCUUCUGAUGCUCAAGCUCAGGUCGGCCGCCGGCGCUGUACUGGGAGCACCAGCAGCAGCAGCAGCAGCAGCAGCAGCAGGGGGUCGGGUGAUGGUGUGUUACGCGGUGUAUAGAGGUGGCAUCCUGUAUGUUUAACUGGGCGCUCCAUUGCGAACGCUUUAAUCGAGUUGUCGAGCAGGUUCGCUGUUGUGGCGUGAGAGCCGCCUCACCGCGCCGGUUAGCGCACGUGCUUGAGUGCUGUGACGCAGUAGGGUGACAUGCAGUGUUCGAAUGGGGCGGCUGCGACAUCUCAAAAGCGGGCCUGGCAAAGCCAGGUGCUAGAGACUUGCUGAGUGAGCACGGGAGUGAUGGGGCGCCAUCAAGCCACUUGUACAUUAUGCGAUGGGCGGAGAUACCGUAUGGGGCGUGCACUUCCGCAUGUACGGCAUCACGGCAUGAGGGCUAAGUCAGCAGCCGGCACCGAUCCUACUAAUGGAACAGCAGCUGCGUAAUCCAAAAGCGAGUCUGGCAAUAGAGCCCCGGACUUGACGAGGAGUGAGCAGGGGAGUAAGCGGGAUGCAUGAAGGCCUCGGGACCGUGGCGUGGCGCAGAUGGGCGCACCUUCGUCAGCUUAAGGAGUUGUCUGAAC